AUGGCGGAGCCGCCCGGCGCCGCGGCCGAGGACUCGUGGGGGAAGGUGGACGCAGCCUACAGCGACAAUGGCCUGGACUCGGCGCUCUUUAUGGAAAACGCUAGGAAAGGAAGCAUAGUGUCACGGGCCAACAGCAUUGGCUCUACCAGUGCCUCUUCGGUCCCCAACACAGAUGAUGAGGACAGCGAUUAUCACCAGGAGUCCUACAAGGAGUCGUACAAGGACCGGCGCAGGCGGGCGCACACCCAGGCGGAGCAGAAGAGGCGAGACGCCAUCAAGAAAGGCUACGAUGACUUGCAGGCCAUCGUUCCGACCUGUGAGCAGCAGGAUUUCUCCAUAGGCUCCCAGAAGCUGAGCAAGGCCAUCGUCCUCCAGAAAACCAUCGACUACAUCCAGUUCCUGCACAAGGAAAAGAAGAAGCAAGAGGAGGAAGUUUCUACCCUCAGGAAAGACGUGAUGGCCUUGAAGAUCAUGAAAGUGAACUACGAGCAGAUUGUGAAAGCUCAUCAGGACAACCCGAACGAGGGGAAGGACCAGGUCUCUGACGAGGUGAAGUUCAAGGUUUUCCAAGGCAUUAUGGAUUCCCUGUUCCAGUCCUUUAACGCCUCCAUCUCAGUAACAAGUUUUCAGGAGCUCUCGGCAUGCGUCUUCAGCUGGAUUGAGGAGCACUGCAAGCCCCAGACGCUGCGGGACAUUGUGAUCGGGGUCCUGCACCAGCUGAAGAGUCAGCUCUACUGAGCCUUCCCCUGCGGCGCCAGCGGCUCCGGGGCUGCCACUGCCUCCACGCCGGCGGGGACGGGGCACCUCCUGCCCGGGGGCCUGGGUGACGGGCGCCAGGAAGGGGCUGGGCCGUCUCCCUCCUGGCUGUUUUUAAAGCUUCUCUGAAUUAUUUAUUGUAUUAACUACAAAACCAAAACAGGCUCUGCAGACACCUCUGCUCCACAGGUACUGUCACAGUCGAUAUUGCCAAAUAUUUGUAGGGACUUAGCAAAGCGGGGGAAAAAAGUGUGUAUUGAGUAGAGGUCUUUUAAGGUGCCAGAGAGUCUUUAGCUCAGGCAGGCGUGGCGGGGUUUGCCUGUGCCACUGACUCUCCGCUGCGGAGCAGAUCUGCUCUGUAACCUGAGGCCUCCGACACAACCCCUUCUGAUCCCAGGGGAGGGGGAAUGAAACAAGAACGGAUGCUAAAAGCUGUUGGUUUCUGUUAAAACAGACUAGGAAUAGGCUUCUCCCGUAACCGCGGGCUUUCUCGUACCUCCCUCUGAAGCAGCUCUUACGGGGCAGGGUUUUUAAGUUGUGUAGAUGCUUUGGGGGAGCUGGCAGAGCUGGCUGAAGGAUGAGCUCAUCACUGCCAGGGAGACGCUUACUCGGUGCAGCCGCGACCUCCCCGGUGCAGAGCUGGCGGCACGCGCCGGGGACUUGCUAAAACCUGACCUCUUCCGCUGUAGCCGUAGUUCCCCGGAAAGGGAAAGGGAGUGAGCUUUCUGUGCAGGCUUUUCCUGCUCGUGCUGGUGAAUGCUGAAGCAUGUCUGGCUUCAUCUGUCCUUGGGUUUUGAGGUGGCCAUGCUGAACAGGAAGGUAGUUCAGUAGCUGCAGCACAGCGCUGCCACAAGCUCUCGCUGCUCCUCCUUAGAACUUUUAUCUACACACACAUAUACGUAACCAGCCUUGAUUUAUUUUUGUUUUUAUAAAUCGCUGAAGUCAUCUUGAAGCACUGUCAGCGUCAGCUUUGCAGACAAAUGCUCUCUGGAACACUUUU
Gymnogyps californianus (California condor) is the source of this 1756-nucleotide messenger RNA. RefSeq names its product MAX dimerization protein MLX (gene MLX). Lineage: Eukaryota; Metazoa; Chordata; Aves; Accipitriformes; Cathartidae. The record is from RefSeq and is a predicted model, not a curated record. The transcript is spliced from 8 exons. Gene Ontology annotation, molecular function: RNA polymerase II cis-regulatory region sequence-specific DNA binding; DNA-binding transcription factor activity, RNA polymerase II-specific; protein dimerization activity. Gene Ontology annotation, cellular component: nucleus. The coding region runs from base 1 to 738 and encodes 245 amino acids. Gene Ontology annotation, biological process: regulation of transcription by RNA polymerase II.